This is a messenger RNA of Cyprinus carpio (common carp), 1415 nucleotides long. RefSeq names its product dolichyl-phosphate mannosyltransferase subunit 3, regulatory (gene dpm3). Gene Ontology annotation, cellular component: dolichol-phosphate-mannose synthase complex; endoplasmic reticulum membrane. Gene Ontology annotation, biological process: GPI anchor biosynthetic process. NCBI's taxonomy places the organism in Eukaryota, Metazoa, Chordata, Actinopteri, Cypriniformes, Cyprinidae. The record is from RefSeq and is a predicted model, not a curated record.
AGGUUUAAGAACAGAUUAUUCGAAUUUAGUCUUGUAGUAAAUCUUUGAAAUGCACUGCAUGUUCCAUAAUGCUUUUCGGCAUCCACGUCAUCAACCUGCGUUAUUAUUCCGAAAGUGGUGAGCUGGCUUUGAACAGCGGGUGGAUUUUUCAUUUAUAAUUUUGCCCUUCACCGUCCCACAAUCUUCAUCACAAUGACAAAGAUUCUGGAGUGGCUUCUUGGUGUGUCACUGAUUGGUGUGGCAUGGGGACUCGUUACCUUUACCUCCUUUGAUUUGCAGUUGCCUCCCCAGUAUAGAGAGCUGGCGUGGCCCAUGCCUGUAUAUCUGCUGGUGGUGUUUGGGUGUUAUUCACUGGCAACUGUCGGCUACCGUGUGGCCACGUUUAAUGACUGUGAGGAUGCGGCCAAAGAGUUGCAAGCCCAAAUAAAAGAAGCCAAAGAGGAUUUAAAGAAGAAGGGAUUGAAGAUGUGAGAAUUACAUCUUAGCUUCUGUUCUUUUUAUAUACAAAUGCAAACGUAGUCCUAUUAUUUCUGUUUACUUUGGUGAUGUCUGUACUACAAUAUGCAAUCAAAGCUGUAGCUCAAAGCUGUCCAACUUUUUCCAAGUCUUUUUUUUUUUCAACAUGAUGUAAAUAAUGGUUUGAAAUGUAAACACCUGCACACCUGUGAAUGAUCUAUUUCCAGCAUUGUGACAGUCUUAUUUUAAACAUUACAGGCACAUGCAUGUAUUGUCAAUGGAGAGCAGUGCAGUCAGCUUCUCUAGAGUGUGUAUUUGUAUUGGCCAGGGAAUGAAUACAUCUUUUUUGAACCAGUUCUUUUUAAUGAGUCCGAAUUCUGAGUCAGACUUAGAAAUGAACCCACUGUGUAGUUGCACAAGGGCAGCAUUUCAGUAAAUCAAAUUACUAAGAUUUGAUUUAAAAUAUAAAAUAAUGGGACUGUGUUAAGGCUCCCCUGUUGUUGUCCUUUUUACCUUAAAUUAAGGUUAUGAGCAUUUUUUUGUAAUUGGAGUAGGCUACAAGUGUUGUAAGUACAAGCAUUUAAUGUGAAUAUAAUAAAAGAAGUGGUAUACAUAGGGCUUUUCACACUUGAAAUAGUUGACCCUGUGUCACUUUAAAGCUCAGGUAAAAGAAAUCCAGGGUCAUUUUGCUUUACUUUUCACACUGCCCAUAACCUACCCGGAUUAAAAAGGAAUGCUAUUUAUUCACAAGCUGACAUGUCACACUGUGCAUUUACCGGGUUUACGGUCUUAUUUGCGGUGUUAGUGUCACUGAUUGGAUGAACGCAGCAUGCAGCCUUUUUCCAUAAUGAUUCUUGCAUCCUUGUAUUAGCAGCUAUUAUUUGCAGAAUGUAUUAAGUUUUUCCUGAAUAGACUUUUAGGACUACAAAGGUAUGAAUACAAUAGUCUCUUCACUUAAA